GCGAGCGCAUUGUCGCGUCAAAAUUUGACAUUUCAAUCUGACAGCGGCUGUCACGGUUCGAAUUUUAAAAACAGUGCGAUUAAGAAGUCAUGAUCCAUUAAUAUUAAUGCGAUACAAACGCGUCUGACAUUGCGUAUCAAUAACAAUCGUUCCGUGAUUUUGAUAUUGUGAUGGCGUUUGAAGAUCGUUGCAGUCCGAAUCAGGCGAACAGCCCCGGUCCGGUUACUGGAAGAGUUCCGGCACCGCACGCCAACCCUGAUAACAUGAGCUAUUGUUCACCGAGUCAGUACACCUGUACUACGAUCGAUUCGAGAUUUGAUAGAUCGAACAUGACUGUCGUCAAAGUCCAACCAAAUUCACCGCCUCCGAGUCCAGAUCAUAAUCAAAACGAGAUGGAAUACCAAAACUACUACAGACCUGAUACGCCGGACGUCAAACCGGUUCUACCAGCUGACAGGUUCGAUCCGGACAAACGAAACCGUCAACAGCCGCCAGCCUCGAUAGCGUUUUCAAUCAGCAACAUCCUUCAUCCCGAAUUCGGUUUGAACGCGAUUCGAAAAACUAACAAAAUCGAGGGCCCGAAAGCCGUUGGACCGAAUCACAGCAUUCUCUACAAACCGUAUGAUCUAUCGAAAGAGUAUUCGAAAUUCAAUUUUGAAUAUUUGAAAUCGAAGGAUGAUUUUGGCGCGCUGCCGCCGCUCGGCGGCUUACGUCAGACGGUUUCGAACAUCGGCGAAAUUCAAAAAGAGAAGGAGGUAUCAAAGAGUAUGGAGGUACAAAAGAGGCCAGACUCUGCUAGUUCUAUGGUCUCGUCGACGUCUAGCGGUGCUUUGUCCACGUGUGGGAGUACAGAUACAAACAGUCAGACGUCACAAGGAAACGCAAACUUAUGGCCUGCCUGGGUGUACUGCACUAGAUACAGCGAUAGACCUAGUUCUGGUCCUAGAAGUAGAAGAGUAAAGAAGAAGACGCACCCAGAAGAGAAGAGACCGCGAACUGCGUUCAGUGCUGCACAGCUCGCUAGAUUAAAGCACGAGUUCGCUGAAAACCGCUACCUAACCGAGCGUCGGAGACAAGCCCUCGCUGGAGAACUUGGUCUCGCAGAGGCCCAGAUCAAGAUCUGGUUUCAGAACAAGCGAGCCAAGAUUAAGAAGGCAACUGGACAAAGAAACCCGCUAGCCAUGCAACUUAUGGCCCAAGGGUUAUAUAACCACAGUACAGUGACGGAGAGUGAUGAAGAAGAGGAAAUCAGUGUGACGUAAACACGAUAAUUGUGACGUAGUGACGAUUUCCUGGCUUGUUGUUAAUAUGAACUUGGCCGUUCCAGCUACUGUACAACCUGAUUUGUUUUAAAUGA
Messenger RNA from Nymphalis io (European peacock), 1357 nucleotides. RefSeq names its product segmentation polarity homeobox protein engrailed-like. Gene Ontology annotation, cellular component: nucleus. Bases 171 to 1262 code for a protein of 363 amino acids. NCBI's taxonomy places the organism in Eukaryota, Metazoa, Arthropoda, Insecta, Lepidoptera, Nymphalidae. The record is from RefSeq and is a predicted model, not a curated record. Gene Ontology annotation, biological process: regulation of transcription by RNA polymerase II; neuron differentiation; multicellular organism development. Gene Ontology annotation, molecular function: DNA-binding transcription factor activity, RNA polymerase II-specific; RNA polymerase II cis-regulatory region sequence-specific DNA binding. The transcript is spliced from 3 exons.